AUGAGUGCCGUGGACUGGUACCCCCGGCUCGGCUCGCUGCCGCAUGUGACGAUGCGCGAGAAGGACUCCUCGCCGCGCAAGAUGCUGAUGGCGUCGGGCGGCAGCUCGUCGCCGAAGCAGGCGUCCGUGUACCCCGCCGAGCCGCCGCCGCACCCGGCCAAGGACGCCAACGGCGGCCAGGCGGCGGGCGCGGACGGCGACGGCGACCCCCACGAGGACAUGAUGCCCUUCGACCUGUCCCGGCACCACCGCGCCGACGCGUCCGAGCCCGCCGUGCCGCAGCACGCCGAGGCGCCGCACAUGUCGCCCGCGGCGCGGCCCGACGGCGACGGCCACGGCGACGAGCAGCCCCUCGACCUCCGCGUCGACCACAAGAAGGACUACCAGCGGGGGCGGCCCCUGGAGGACGAGAACCAGAACGUCAUCAUGCGGUCGCCGUCGCCGCUCUCCGUCGGCGGCAAGGACGACCACGAGCGCGACCUGGACGUCGACGGCGACGAGGACGACGACGAACAUCUUCGAGGGAAGUCCCCGCUCAGCAGUCCGCGCAGCCCGAAGAGCCCACGCAGCGUCAGUCUGAAAAGUCCGAGGCCGUCGCCGUACCCGCUCGUGUUUCCGCACCAGUCGCUGCACCCCUACAUGCUGGAGGCCAUGUACCGCGAAAAGGGCCCCCGCUUGCCCAUCGGCUACCCGGACGGCCACCCCGCGGCGUACCCCGGCGGCCCGCGGCCGUACCACUUCCUCGGCGCCAGCCUCCUGAACCACCACGACCGGUCGCCGCUGGCGCCCAGCGCCUUCCACCCCGCACUGCAACCACCGCCCACGCCGCCCGCGCCGCCCACGCCCACCUCCAAGUCCUUCCCGGCGGACGGCGGCCCGGCGGCACCGGCCACCACGCCCAGCGGCAAGCUCAAGGACAGGUACUCGUGCAAGUUCUGCGGCAAGGUGUUCCCGCGCUCCGCCAACCUGACGCGCCACCUCCGCACGCACACGGGCGAGCAGCCCUACAAGUGCAAGUUCUGCGAGCGCUCCUUCAGCAUCUCGUCGAACCUGCAGCGGCACGUCCGCAACAUCCACCACAAGGAGAAGCCGUUCAAGUGCCCGCUGUGCGCGCGCUGCUUCGGCCAGCAGACCAACCUGGACCGCCACCUCAAGAAGCACGAGACGGACGGCCCCACCAUCCUGGACGACCGGGAUCGCUCCGCCGCCGCCGUGCUGCAGCCCGGCCUGUCCCCGGGUGCGCCCGGCGUGGGUGACGAGUCCUACUUCGAGGAGAUCCGCUCCUUCAUGGGCAAGGUGAGCGCGGACGGCAGGAUGGUGCUGCCGCUGCAGCGGUCGCUGCUGCCCAUGGGGUACCACGGCCACCUCUACCCCGCGCCGCCGCGCCGUGACGGCCGGGACCGGGACCUGAACGGCGCCGACCCAGCCGGCACGCCGCUCUCCCUCGUCGACAAGAAGCAGCGCGACUCGUCGAGUAGCAAGGACUUCUCGUCGAGGUCAUCCUCCGCGUCGUCGGCGUACUCCGGGCGGUCGGCGUCGCCCCACCCGCGGCCGUGCACCGCGUCGCCGCCCCCAGGGCCGCGGCGCUCGGACAAGGACUCGGACCGGGAGGAGGAGAGAUCAUCACCGCCGGACUCGCCGGCCAGCAACACUUGA
Molecule: messenger RNA, 1656 nt
Organism: Thrips palmi
Lineage: Eukaryota; Metazoa; Arthropoda; Insecta; Thysanoptera; Thripidae
Product: MDS1 and EVI1 complex locus protein EVI1-A-like
Exons: 1
Coding region: 1-1656 (551 amino acids)
Biological process (GO): regulation of transcription by RNA polymerase II
Cellular component (GO): nucleus
Molecular function (GO): DNA-binding transcription activator activity, RNA polymerase II-specific; RNA polymerase II cis-regulatory region sequence-specific DNA binding
Source: RefSeq, a predicted model, not a curated record